Messenger RNA from Pollicipes pollicipes, 1074 nucleotides. It is a transcript of the gene gukh, whose product is annotated as NHS actin remodeling regulator GUK-holder. Lineage: Eukaryota; Metazoa; Arthropoda; Thecostraca; Pollicipedomorpha; Pollicipedidae. Gene Ontology annotation, biological process: cell differentiation. The record is from RefSeq and is a predicted model, not a curated record.
GUGUGGCGGGGUGGAUGGGGCGUUCACCCGAGAUGGGUGAGGUGACUGUAUGAACGCGAACUGGUGUGUGUACUGUGUGAAUGUGCUUCAACGCUGCACUCUCGGACGAACGACUGGAAACUUUUGAAUGGUGGAAUUUCACCCUACGACUAUGAAAGGAAGAGGGUUAUGACUACGCGCGAUCGCAAUGCCAUUUUACCAACGCUGCGUUUCUCCGGCUUAUUUGAGCAACGCACCAUUAAAAGAAUCGAUUGAUGAUGAACGUGAGGCCAUCAUCAACACCACGUUGUCAGGAGUGCUUCGACAGCUCGCCAGUCUAGUGCUUCACGCCGAAGAUAUCUUCCAGGACCUUCAAAAGGAUUUCGUAGUUAUCUUUGACAGGGCUGAAGCCCUCCAAACACGCGUGAAAGAAGUGCAAGAGAAGGCCAGUCUCCUGGACGCCAAAGCUGUCAUCGUCCCCGAGAGUGACCUGACGGUGUUCAGCGAGCGCACGCACCACCACACCACCGAGUAUGGCCAGUGUCGCAGCCUGUUCAGCGCCGACAGCCGGCCGGCCGUCAUCCGGCGGCUGUACGAGCAGGCCGUGCUCAACCCGGUGGUGGUGCUGCGACAGCUGGACCUCUUCAGGAGCGAUGGCAUGCGCAGCUCCAAGUUUUUCACCUGCACGCCGACGUAUCAGAGCCAGCUGGAGCGCCUGCCGCUGGACAUCGAGACGAGACGGCCGGAGGAGGUGGCGCGACUGCCCGGCUGGACGGCCGACGACGAGGAGCUCACCUCGCCCGUGCACCCCGACCUGCGCUUCCACGCUCUGGGCCACACCGUGUCAGAGGGGGCCCUGUACCAGCUGCCUCGGCCGGACCAGGUGACCGAGGCCAGGACGGAGCGCUUCACCGCGGAGGUGGUGCCCGUCGAUGUCACUGGACGCGGCUUCCAGCGGCUCAUCAAGUUCCGACAGUCGCUGGUGCAUUUCGACUACGUGAAGCGGCGACGGAAACGACGCGACCGAAACCGACGCAACACGAUCGGCGACACGAGCGACAUCCAGGAGGCGGUGCUGAGGGCCGACCUGCCCAG